AUGUCAUCGCCUGUUCUUCUUUGGUUUACGCCCCACCGUCUCGGGGUGGUAAAGAUCCUUCUCCUGGUCCUCUGGGUCUCUGGUACUCUGGCACAAAAUUCGGAUACUGCUCUGAUAUUUAUUGGUGAUGAAAUUACCCCUGGAAUCCUCUACGCUUCCCUGCCGGAACCACGAGAUGAUACCAACUUCAUGGACACCCACUAUACCCUGAUACGUCUCCCAGACAAUACUAAAAUACACGGAAUUGACUAUGAUCCCGGGAAUGAAAUGGUGUACUGGAAUGAAUUCAGGAGGGAUAAGAUAAGUCGAAUCCAACUUGACGGCACGAACCGAGAUGUCAUUGUAUCUACGGACGGUCCUUCUUCUAUCGCCCUCGAUCUGGUGAACGGGAAGAUCUACUGGUCGAAUUAUUAUAUUGCGUCUAUCUCACGUGCCAAUCUCAACGGUAGUUUGGUAGAGGAAAUAUAUGCUUAUCCGAGCAAUUCGAAACCUCGUCAAGCUGUUAGAAUGUUGUUGGACCCCGUCAAGGGGUAUCUUGUCUGGUCAACACGCUUCGUCAAUGAAAUUGUCAAGACAACACUAAACGGCACUAACCUUAAGGUUGUGAGAAGCUUUUAUGCUCAUACCAUGGUCACUGAGGAAUGUGCUGAUGAAACAAGUGAGAUACAUACUUCAUUAUUAUUGUGUUUCACAUAAUGCCCGUUUCACAAUCACACAUCAGUAUCGAUAUAGGAAAUUUAAUAUUAUACAGUUAUUGACUGA
Messenger RNA from Strongylocentrotus purpuratus (purple sea urchin), 762 nucleotides. RefSeq names its product low-density lipoprotein receptor-related protein 6-like. NCBI's taxonomy places the organism in Eukaryota, Metazoa, Echinodermata, Echinoidea, Camarodonta, Strongylocentrotidae. The transcript is spliced from 4 exons. The coding region runs from base 1 to 696 and encodes 231 amino acids. The record is from RefSeq and is a predicted model, not a curated record.